GGGGAGAGGGAGAGAGAGAGAGGUCACUCAUAUGCUGUCCCACACAGGACUGAGGUGCCAAGUUCAUGCAGUUGAUUUGAAAAGUAAGGAAACUACUUUGGAAACUGGGUUCUUCUCUGGAAUUGGUAGUUGGAGAAACUCAACAGUGGGUGAACAUCCAUGGCAGGUCUCCCUAAAAUUGAGGGAGCACCUCUUCUGUGGAGGAAGCUUGAUUCAAGGUGAUCUGGUUGUUACAGCAGCACACUGCCUGGCUGGCCUCGAGAAGCAAAUGAAGAGUCUGAUGGUGACUGCUGGGGAGUACAGCCUCUUUCAGAAGGAUAAGGAGGAACAGAAUAUUCCUGUCUCAGAAAUUAUUAUUCAUCCGGAAUACAACAGAUUUGGAUACAGGAGUUUUGAUAUUGCAUUGUUGUACCUAAAACACAAAGCCAAGUUUGCAUCAGAAUAUCCAAAUGUCCUACAAGAAGUGGAACUUCCCAUAAUGGAUGACAGAACCUGUAAUCCCAUGCUCAAGAGUACGAACCUUGCUUCCCUGGGAAGGACCAUGUUGUGUGCCGGUUUUCCUGAUGGGGAACAGGAUGCCUGCCAGGGAGAUUCUGGAGGUCUGCUUGUUUGUAGAAGAGAGGAUGGAGUCUGGGUUCUUGCUGGGAUAACUUGCUGGGGAGUUAGUUGUGUUAGAGGUUGGAAUCCUUUAAGGAACAAGCAGAGAAGGACAUCACCUGGUAUUUUCUCCAAAGUGUCUGCAUUGAUGGAUUUUAUCAUUCAGAUCAUGGUCACAGAUUGUAGACUUCAGGGAACAGUGUUAUUUGGAGAAAAUGGGAAGAUUCGUUACCCUCAUUUCAAAGAGAACAACUAUUCUCAUAAUUGCUUAUGUAUCUGGAAAAUAAUAGUACCAGAAAAUAAAAUUAUCUUAAUAAAGUUUACAAGCUUAUACAUAGAAAAUCAAGUUGAAUGUGACCAUGACUAUGUGUCUUUACAAUCAAGCAAUGGAGUGCUUAUUAGUAAGGUCUGUGGAAAUACUCUUCCCUCACCAUUGCUGACAGAGGCCAAUGAGGCCACAGUAACAUUUGUUACUGAUGCAGAGAACAGUGGCAGUGGCUUUGAAUUUACUUUUACUGCUGUACAGAAGAACUCAGAAGCAGGUUCCAGUUGUGGGAGUGUGGCUGUGUUGGUAGAAGAAGGGAUGAUUCACUCUGCUGGGUAUCCUGACUUAUAUCCCAGUAAUGUAGAGUGUCACUGGUUCAUCCAUGCUCCAGAGAGACAUGUUAUAAAGUUGGCAUUUGAAGACUUUAGUAUUGAAUUUAACCAGAACUGUUAUGAUGCUGUUGUGAUUUAUGGUGAUCCUGAAGAGAAACAUGAGCUAGCUAAACUUUGUGGAAUCUUGAAUCCUGCUCCAGUAUUCAGUCCUGGUAACAUGAUGGCAAUUCAUUUUAAAAGUGAUGGUGAAAAUAACUUCCGAGGCUUUAAGGCUAGAGUCACCUUUUUGCUCUCAGACUCUUUAAACAAAAUUGGAUCAACAUCAUCUCCCCAAACCAAUCCUGUAUCUUCUGUAAAAGCUAUUCCAUAUAGUGUCUGUGGCCUCCCCCCAUUUGGACCCCAGUGGCUUUCCAGAAGAAUUAGAGGGGGGCAAGAAGCCUGCCCCCACUGCUGGCCAUGGCAGGUGGGUUUGAGGUUUCUAGGCAAUCACCAGUGUGGAGGUGCCAUCAUCAACCCAGUUUGGAUUCUGACUGCAGCCCAUUGUGUACAGUGGAAAAAUAAUCCACUCUUCUGGACAGUUGUUGCUGGAGACCAUGACAGAACCUUGGAAGAAUCCACUGAGCAGGUGAGAAGGGCCAAACGCAUCGUGGUGCACGAGGACUUUGACGCAGUGACCUAUGACUCUGACAUUGCCCUAAUCCAACUGAGCUCUGCUCUGGAGUUCAACUCAGUGGUGAGGCCGGUAUGUCUCCCACACAGAAUGGAGCCUCCGUUUUCCUCUGAGAUCUGUGUUGUGACUGGAUGGGGAAGCAUUAGUGAAGAUGGUGACCUCGCAAGUCGCUUACAGCAGAUUCAAGUGCCUGUGUUAGAAAGAGAGUUCUGCGAACGUACUUACUAUUCUGCCCACCCAGGAGGGAUCUCGGAGAAGAUGAUCUGUGCUGGCUUUGCAGCAUCUGGAGGCAAAGAUAUCGGUCAGGGAGAUUCUGGCGGACCAUUAGUAUGUAAACAUGAAAAAGGUCCCUUUGUCCUCUACGGCAUUGUCAGCUGGGGAGCUGGCUAUGCCCAGCCAAGGAAGCCAGAUGUAUUUUCCAGGGUGAGUGUCUUCUUGGAGUGGAUUCAAUCCAAAAUCAAAGGUCAUGCUUUACUUCAGAUUAAUAAUGAAAAUGAAACCUUACAAAGACAACAACUGCCACCACCCACAGCUUCAACAGACGCAUCUGGGCCAGGCUGUUACUCUGAAGCGGAGCUUCAGGAACCCAGAGGCUUUUUUUCUUCUCCACUAUACCCACUGGAUUAUCAAGGAAAGCUGGAAUGUUCUUGGGUGCUCAGAGUCUUGCCAAAUAGUAUGGCAAAAUUUACAGUUGAGUAUCUGUCACUCCCUAAGUCUCACAUGUGUCAAGAUUCAGCUCUGACUAUUUAUGAAGAAAACCACAGUGAGAGAAAAAUGUCAGGUGAAUUAUGUGGAAGAAGACUUUACCCAAUGAUUUUCAUGAGCUCUGGACCACUGGUGAGGGUAACAUUUCAUUCCCAUGUGCAAGGUGCUUUUGGCAUACGUUAUAUUGUUUUUAGAGUCCAAGGUCCAAAAGGCGGUAAAAGGACCAGAUUUCUUCAGAGUUCAAACCAAGAGCUGGUGGUCACUUGUGAGGAUGCUCUUCUGACCAAACCAGCAGGAAUCAUACAAAUCCCAAGAUAUUUUCAGAGAACCACUAGGAGCUGCCACUGGAGAUUAUUAGCCCCAUUAAAUCACAUCAUUCGCCUGGAUGUUAUCAACUUCCAGCUGAAACCAGUGCCCUUGGCCUGUCAGGGUCACCUGUGGGUUUAUGAAGGAUUUGGAUCAGACAGAAAAUUAAUAGGAAACCUAUGCGAAGGAGAUUCACCUUCAUUAAAAUCGCAUGGUCCUCGUAUGAUGUUGAUUCUCACAUACAAUGUCAGUUUGGCUACGGAAGAAUUUUCUUUGAGAUAUUCUUUUCAUAUUUCUGAUUCCAUGAGAGGAAAAAUUAAAGUUACUGAUAAAGGAUGUCCAGUAUUGGAUCUGAUUCCAGUUAGUUCUGUUGAGAUCACCUCUCCCAAUUAUCCUAACAUUUAUCCUAACAUGCUGAACUGCACUUGGACUUUUUAUUCCUUGUCAGGAAAUAGAAUGAAGGCAGUGAUUAACGACUUUAUAACAGAAGAAUCUUGGAGCUGUAAAUGGGAUUACUUCAACAUUUAUGAUGGACCAGAUCAGCAAUCAAGAUUACUUGCUCACUUAUGUGGCUCCAAGAAAGAAUUUGUCUUGAUAUCCAGUGAUGCUUACCUAACUGUGAAUUUUAAGACUGAUGAGUCUGUGGGAGAAAGAGGUUUUAGACUUAUUUUGGAAGAUGUGAUUCAGAAGCAAUCACAGAAAAGUGAUUUUGGGACCCAGUUGCCUAUCAAUGGGAUGACAGUAGAAAAUACCAGAAGACAGCCUACCCAAGACAAAUGUGGAAUUCCGGUUGUUGACCCAUUUCUUAUGGAAGGCUCUGAGAGAAAUACAGAUAUGCUGCUAGCCGAGCUUGGGGAGCCCAGGGUGGUCGGUGGCCAUGCCGCCCCUUCAAUGUCAUGGCCCUGGCUGGUCAGUUUGCAGCACCAAGGACAGCACUACUGUGGCGGUGCACUGAUUGGCAAACAGUGGGUCCUGACAGCCGCACACUGUAACUUUAGUACUAUCACAGAUAACCUGGUAAUAGGAAGACAUUACUUGUGGAACAUAGGAAAUAGUGAUUUGAUACCAGUGAAAGCUGUGUACACUCAUCCUGGCUUCACAUAGUUUCCUCCCAACAAUGAUCUGUCUUUGUUACAUCUGGAAAAGCCUGUUCAACUAGGUCUGUAUGAAUAACUCUUCCAUAUUUUGAACUUUUGCCAUGUAGUUUUUACCUUCCAUCUUGCUUAGAAGUGCUGUUUGUACUUUUGAAGUUAAAUGAUUUUUUUUUCUUCGUAGGUGCUUUGUCUAAAAGCUGAAGUAUAUGCAUAAACAUUUUACUUUUUGUGUGUAUUUCAUUGAUGCAGAUAUAGAGAAGAUUUCAAAGAAAUGUAUUUUUAACUUUGUUCUGUAUAUCCUUCUGACCCUUUUAUGGUCUAACCCAAAUACUUAGAACAUUAGUUCAAACUGUCAGAUGUUCAAUUUUUUGUACCUGCAUAACUUAGUAAAAUCUUUUUUUUUUUUAAUAUUGACUUAAGCCAAAGAUAAGCCAAAGUUAAGAGUUGUCAGCCCUGGCUCUGUCACAAAACAGCCACAUGAUCUUGGACAGGUUGUGUAACUUCUCUGUACCUCAGCUUUAUCAUUUAUAGAAAGAGAAUGACAGUAACCCACCUACCCACUUAGCACAGGUGAGCAUUCAGGGGGACGGUGUAUUGGAGGAAAUUUAACUAAGACCUGUGGUUAGUCCCCACUUUACAUCCUUGCCUUUCCAUGGAACCAUAGGGUUAUGGGAUGGUUUUCCUGCUUUGCUCAGACUUUCUCCUGUGUUUCUGCUUAUAGCCUCACCUCCCUUUCUAUGUCUUUUCAAUACAUCUGACCUACAAACCCCCAGUCAUGGUUCAAUCUAUCCUUUGCUUUUUAAACUUUUAUAACUGAGUUGGGGAGAGCAUUUAGAACAAUGUUUUCUAACCUGACUGUGCCUUAUCAUCCUUUGAGUUGCUUUAAAAACAAAACAAAAACUGGAGACCAGGAUGCAUUUGGGAACAGUUAAUUACAAUCUCAGGAGUGAAGACCUGACCCUAGUGGUUUUUUUUUUUUUCUCCUCACCCUGCUUUUAAAAUUUAUUUUUAGUUAAACUUUUUAUAAUAAGAUACUUGUAGAUUUUCAUGCAGCUGUACGAACUGAUACAGAGACAUUAAAGUAUUUCUUAGCUAGUUUUCACCAAUGGUAACAUCUUGCAGGACUAUAGAUAUAGAACAAGAUAUAAAACAUUUCUGUCACACAGGGAUCUGUAUUGUGGCCCUUUAAUAGGCACACCCAUUUCUUUCCUUCUAACCCCACCCAGAUUUCAGUCAACCAGAGAUCUGUUUUCUGUUUCUAAAAUUUUGUUAGUUCAAGGAGUGUUAUAUAAAUGGAAUAUAUAGUAUGUAAACUUUGGAGAUUGACUCUUUUUUCUCAGUAUAACACCCCAGAGUUGAUUCAUGUGAUGCAUGUUAACAACAGUGCAUUCCUUUAAUUUAUUUAAAAAUGUAAAUGCAAAAAAAACCCACGUUUUUCUCCCUUUUAAAAAUUGAAGUUAAUACUAGUUUUGGGAGUACAGCAUAGGGAUUAAAUAUUUUUACAGAUUAUACUCCAUUAAAAGCUAUUGUGUGAGUUCCCAUCAUGGCUCAGCAGCAAUGA
Sus scrofa (pig) is the source of this 5530-nucleotide messenger RNA. RefSeq names its product ovochymase 1 (gene OVCH1). NCBI's taxonomy places the organism in Eukaryota, Metazoa, Chordata, Mammalia, Artiodactyla, Suidae. Gene Ontology annotation, molecular function: serine-type endopeptidase activity. Gene Ontology annotation, biological process: proteolysis. The record is from RefSeq and is a predicted model, not a curated record.